CGUAGAUCACGGGAAUCUCCAAAAUGACAGAAACGAAAACAAGAAUUUCAUAGUUGUCAGCAUUUUUCAACCAAAACAUGUUGAAAGAUGUCAUCUACAAACAGAAAACUGGACAUGAGGCAUGGCUUUAUGAAAAGUAUUAUAAGGAACCAACUUGAUCGAGACAACUAUGACAAAGAAGUACGAGAAAAGGUUUCAGUCCAAGACAGAGGUAAACACACUGACAGGAACAAAAAGACAAAACCAGAUGCCCGCGCAUAUGUCCCACCUUUUUCAAGAAGGAGAAGAGGAAGACAGGAAAAACAGGACACUUUUUAUAUGGAUGAUCGAGAAGAUAGGGAAGAAUUAUUCAUGCUGGAAUAUGAAGACAGGGAUGGACAUAUACACAAAAGAAAAAUAUAUUCGACUGAUAGCCCUGACGAUGUAGCUCGCAAAUUAGGACAAGAGAGGCACUUGUCAGCCCCAUACAUAGACGCACUUGCUCAACGUCUGUCAGAGGAAAUGGAGAAACGUCAUGGUUCAGGAAACAGCAGUGAAACGUAACCUUGACCUCUGGGAGUAUUGAACUAGUCAGACAUGAUCUCGUGGAAGAGUCGGGGAUGUGACAGAGGAUUGAGUGGAUGAAGGACCUGAAGCUAUUGCCAUGAUUACACCCAACAAUUGUGAUAUACAUACUGAAGUGACAUGGAGAUUCAGUUUCAUCGUUUUCUGUCUCAUUGACACAGAAUCUUUUCUGACAACAUUUUUCAGGUUUCAAACAUGUUCAAACAGUAUUUAUACAUGUGUCUGUAUGAAUAUCAUUGACAACUGAGUGUUUGGAUUUGAGGGUUUCAACGUUUGUCUGGUCCUCCAUUUUUGUUUUGACUGUUGCCAUGAAACAAAGAAUCUCUUUAAAUGAAUGGCAAAAUUGGAAUGAAAAAAGUAUUUUGAUGCAUUUGUUUGAUUGGACUUCAUAUAGAUGAAAUGAAAUAUCAUAGCAACCUUAGCUAAAUUGAAAUGUGCCGACCAACCAUCUGUCAAAAAGGGGAAUUUCAUAUUUGUUUUCAAAAAUAGACGGAGCGGUAGGGUGGCCUGGUGGUUACACCAUUCUCUUGUCACAACAAAGGCUUGGGUUCAAUUCCCCACAUGGGUACAAUGUGUGAAGCCCAUUUCUGGGAUCACCUAUAUGAUAUUGCUGGCAUAUUGUUAAAAGUGCAAUGACUAUACUCGCUAAUUCAUAUACAGACUGGGACCCAUUAAGAUCUGGCUUAGAAUCAUCAACCCAUGCUUGCCGUAAGAGGCGACUAUUCUUGUUGUGAGAGGCGACUAAUGGGAUCAGGUGGUCAGACUUUUUCCUCCCAAUUGCAUGGAUCGAUGCUCAUGAUGUCAAUCACUGGAUUGUCUGGUCCAGAUUGGAUUAUUGACAGACCGCCGUCAUAUAGCUGGAAUGCUGCUGAGUGUGGCAUUAAACAACAAACAAACAAAACCAAACACACAUAGACUGAAGACUGAUGGUGCUUCAAUGUGGCUUCCACUGCUGUGAAUCUCUCAGAUGCACACUGCCAAAUGUCACCUCAUUGAUAGUAAUAACCAGUUUGUAACUGACUAAAUAAAUGCUGAACCAUGACAAUCCAUUUUCAUUGAGGAUGUUUAUUGCAUGUAAAAUUACAUCAUUCAUGAAAAUAGCCUAAGAUUUUGAGUACAUUU
Molecule: messenger RNA, 1686 nt
Organism: Haliotis rufescens (red abalone)
Lineage: Eukaryota; Metazoa; Mollusca; Gastropoda; Lepetellida; Haliotidae
Product: UPF0561 protein C2orf68 homolog
Exons: 4
Coding region: 88-543 (151 amino acids)
Source: RefSeq, a predicted model, not a curated record